Molecule: messenger RNA, 2838 nt
Organism: Sorex araneus (European shrew)
Lineage: Eukaryota; Metazoa; Chordata; Mammalia; Eulipotyphla; Soricidae
Gene: PWWP3A
Product: PWWP domain containing 3A, DNA repair factor
Exons: 14
Coding region: 191-1996 (601 amino acids)
Biological process (GO): DNA repair; chromatin organization
Cellular component (GO): nucleus; cytosol
Molecular function (GO): nucleosome binding
Source: RefSeq, a predicted model, not a curated record
CGGCGGCGGCAGCGGCGGCGGUGAGCGCGGGCGGGCGCGCCGGGCGCGGGAGCUGCCGCCGUUGGGCCCCCCCGCGGCCUCCCCCCCCCCCCGAGCUCCGGACACCGUGCGGGGCAGGCCGGGCACCCGGGCUCCUCGGCUGGCCUGUGAGACCUGGCCGGGCCGGACUGGCCCACAGGCGCCUGUCACCAUGGAUGCCCAGUAUGUCCUCUGCCAGUGGAGAAAGCGCUUGUGGCCUGCCAAGGUCUUGGACAGACCUGAGACGUUCACCAAAUCUCAGAGGAAAAAGGAAUUUUUUCUCAAUGUUGAAAUCCUCUCCCUAGAUAAACAACUUAAGGUGAAGAGCUCGGCGGUGCAGACCCUGAGCCGCUCUCGAAUCGAAGACAUCGCCUCCUCGCUGGCCUCGCCGGACGCUGUGCCCAGCACGCCCGUGGAGGAACUGACCUACCGGCGCUCCCUUCGGGUGGCACUGGACCUUCUGAACCCCAGCACCCCCAGCCCUCGGGAGGCAGGAGCUCCGGAGGACGCCGGGACCCCCCUGGCCCCCGAAGCUGUCACUGACACCGCCACCGCGAGGGGGGACGCAGCUGGGCUUGGCGCUGGGGAGCAGGACCCGGCGCGGCAGGACCCGGCGGGCUCAGCUCCUUGGGAAGAGGAUCCCCAGUGCCCCUCGGACCCCAGCAGGGAGCCGGAGAGCCCGCAGCCCCCCGGGGCAGACCGGCCCCCCUCGGACCUUCCCGCUGCCCCCUGCUCGCCUCCUAGGGCCAGCGCCCCAGACUGUGACUGCGAGUUGCCUUCAGGGGACCCCACGGGGCCCCCAGAGUCCGGAGCUGGACCCCCCAAGCGACUGCGCCUGGACAGCAGCCGAGAGCCCGAGCCGGCACUGUCCACCGAGCCGGAGGCGAAAGCCUGCACCCCCCCACACAGCCCGCCGAGCCCGGGGCCCCCGGCCCCCGAGAAGCUGGAGGGAGCUGACUGGCCGUCCUGCGUGGAGUCCAUGGAGCUGAGCUCGAUUCAGUCUCUCCUGGAGGAAGAGGAGGACGACGAGGAGCCGCCCAGAAUCCUUUUAUAUCAUGAACCCCGCUCGUUUGAGGUUGGAAUGCUGGUCUGGCUCAAGUACCAAAAAUACCCCUUUUGGCCAGCGGUGGUCAAAAGCAUCCGGCGCCGGGACCGGAAGGCCAGCGUGCUCUUCAUCGAGGGCGACAUGGACCCCAAGGGCCGAGGCAUCGCCGUGUCCCUGCGGAGGCUGAAGCACUUUGACUGCAAGGAGAAGCAAGCCCUGCUGACUGAGGCCAAGGAGGAAUUCGAGCAGGCCAUUGGCUGGUGCGUGUCCCUCAUCACCGACUACAGGGUCCGCCUGGGCUGCGGCUCCUUCUCCGGCUCUUUCCUGGAGUACUACGCUGCUGACAUCAGCUACCCCGUGCGCAAGUCCAUCCAGCGGGACGUCCUGGGGACCCGCUUCCCGCCGCUGAGCGCGGGGGCCCCCGAGGAGCCAGCGGAGGGGAGCCCGUGGGGCCGGCGGCCCCCGUGCCGGAAGGUGCUCCCCGACCGCUCCCGCGCCGCCCGCGACCGCGCCAACCAGAAGCUGGUGGAGUACAUCGUGAAGGCGCGGGGCGCCGAGGGCCACCUGCGUGACAUCCUCAAGAACCGCAAGCAGUCGCGGUGGCUGAAGACCUUCCUGAGCUCGGCCCAGUGUGUGACGUGCGUGGAGACGUACUUGGAGGACGAGGCCCAGCUGGACCUGGUGGUGAAGUACCUGCAGGGCGUGUGCCGCGACGCGGGCCCCGGGCUGCUGGCGCGCAUCAACGGGGACCGGAUCCGCUUCAUCCUCGACGUGCUGCUGCCGGAGGCGGUCAUAUGUGCCAUCUCUGCCGUGGACGCUGUGGACUACAAGACGGCCGAGGAGAAGUACAUCAAGGGACCCUCGCUCGGCUACCGGGAGAGAGAGAUCUUUGACAACCAGCUCCUGGAAGAGAGGAGCCGCCGCGGCUGCUGAGGGCCCAGGCUGCGGGUGUGGGCUCCGGCCACCUGCCCCGCCCGCGCCCUGCAGCCCCCCUCCCGACCACCACCGGCGCCCCCGCCCCGCCCCCAGGCUCUCUCCCCUCACCCGGCCACCUCAGCUGUAGAUGCAGAUCCUGGGGGUUCCCCAUGGCAGGAGGCACCCCUUGGGUUCUGUUUUCCAGCACCAUCUGCUGCUGCCCCCGGGACUCCCUUUCUGGAAGGCUCUGCCGAGUCUGCAUGUUCCGGGGCAGAGUCUGACAAUCCGCAGUCCCUCGGGACCGCCACGCGCAGCUCCGGGAAUGUCGGGGAACAGCCCAGAAGCCUCCCCCUAGCCCCCCGCAACCCACCCUCGAUGGCCUCCUGCCAUGGCCCUCGGGGGGGUGCCACCUGAUGUGCACCCCAGUACCUCAUAUCACCCCAUUGCCCCCGAUUCCUGUGACACCGCGUGGCCCGGAUACAGGCGUCUGUUUACCCUGGGGUGAGCGGGGCAUGGGCCUGCCGAGACCCCCCACUCCCCUCCCGGGAGAUCCUGAUAGACACCCCACCCGCGCUCGUGGAUUGUUUAUUCUAGCUCGUGUGCGCGUGCUUGGUGCCGUGGGGUGGGGGGCUCUCGGAGGAGGGGCGUUGGAGCUGCUGACACCAUCAGGGGCCAGGGGAGACCCAGCGCAGCGGCCCGAGGACCCACCUACGUUACGCGCCUGGGGAGCCCCUUGCCACGUGCCCCGGGACUGCGUGGUUAAGUAUUUUUUUAUGCCGUUUUCUUUGCUGCCCUGCCUGUGGUUUUUGGCUUUGACGUCGGAUGAACUGUUCUUAAGGAUUAAAUAUUGUUUCGGUUUC